UUCAUGCAGGUUCAUAUAAACUCUCCACCCUCUCCUACUGCUCCCACUCGAUGGUCCGAUAUACAGUAAAGCAUUUGACCAAUAGGAACACUGAACAUACCAAACACAGGAAACGACUACACUUCUGAUUGGGUGAUAGAGAAGCCCUCACAUACAGGAACAGAAUAUUCGUUCACCGUUUGCAGAUGUGUCUACUAUAAAUACAUGAAAACUGAACCACUAUCGUAAAUUGCAAUACCAUUCAAAGGAUCAAAAUGGAAAGCUUGCAAGAACCCAGUGCUUUGACAGCCAGACUGCAGAACACUCUCAUCUCUUACCAUAACCUGGAUGAGAAUGAGUGGAGGGUAGCCAAGAAAUCGAAAGAUGUCACGGUAUGGAGAAAGUCAUCAGAGGAGUUUCAUGGCUAUCUGUAUAAAGCCCAGGGUAUGGUCGACGAUAACCCCAAUAGAAUAGUGGAUUACAUACGCCCUGGGCCUUAUCGAUUAGACUGGGAUAGUUUGAUGACAGCAAUGGACAUAAUAGAAACCCUUGAUCAGGGCUGUUGUGUGAUGAGGUACACUACUGCAGGCCAGCUGUGGAACAUCAUAGCUCCCAGAGAGUUUAUUGAUUUCUCCUACACCACAGACUACCAGGAUGGACUAUUGUCCUGCGGUAUCAGUGUGGAGCAUGAGGAGCAGCACCAGAGUUAUGUCCGGGGCUUCAACCACCCAUGUGGCUGGUUCUGUGUGCCCACCCCAGACAGCACCACCACCCCAGCCCAGAGCCUCCUGACAGGGUACAUUCAGACAGACCUCCGGGGUAUGAUCCCCCAGUCUGUCGUGGACACAGCCAUGGCCAGCACCCUCAUCAACUUCUACACUGACCUGCGCAGGGCUCUGAAGAAGGCUUAACCAGUACUAGCCCGGUUGCCAGAUUGGUUUAUGCUUUAGCCAACUCUGUCGUAUAUGUUGUUAUACUGAAUGUAUGGGAUGGCAAGGGAAGUAAGAGGGGUUGGCUAAAACAUGUUCAUAUCUGGCGACUAGACUAAACCAGUACAUCCUAACAGCACUCCUUUUCAAUACACCAGUCGAUUGAUCAGUCAGUCUACACUCCACCCUCAUUGAGGGCUAUAGAGAUCCAACUCCAAUUCAGUCUAACUCAGGGCAGGAUCCAGUUUAGGUUGAAACAGGGUAGGAGUUAAAGGACGUGGUCUGACCUGGUCUGCUGCUCACUGGACUUUGGAGUUGUGACUUGUUAUUUGUCUGCUCUUUAAAUCAUUAUAUAAUACUGAAAAUUGCAAUGAGAUUAAGGUAGUACACAAACACUGAAGCACUUGAUCAAAGUCGAUGUUUGCCUUUUUUGUUGAUCUUUUAUACUGAUUUCAGACAAACAUUGAACGCACCCAACAAAUUAAAUCGUUGGGGGUAGAUAGAUAAAAAAAAUAGGUAAACGGACAGCCAAUACAAUCAAUGCAAUGUUGCUUUUAGUUGGAAGUUACAUGUGAAAGUGUUUGCAGGACUAUACAUUGGAAUUUGACUGGUGUGUCACGCCCUGAUCUGUUUCACCUGUCCUUGUGCUGGUCUCCACCCCCCUCCAGGUGUCGCCCAUCUUCCCUAUUAUCCACUGUGUUUUUAUACCUCUGUUUUCUGUCUGUUUGUUGCCAGUUGGUCUUGUUAGUUCAAGCUUACCAGCAUUUUUCCUGGCAGCACCUAUCGUUUCCCAGCCGCUUUCCUCGUCCUCCUGGUUUUUGACCUUUGCUUGUCCUGACCCUGUACCCACCCGCCUGACCUCUCUGCCUGGCCCUGAGCCUGCCUGCUGUCCUGUACAUUUGCUCCACCUCUGGAUUACUGAACUCUGCCUGACCCUGAGUCCACCUGCCGUCCUGUACCUUUGUCUUACCCUGGAUUUUCGACCCCUGCCUGCCUUUACCUGUCUUUGCCUGCCCCUGUUGCUGUAAUAAACAUUGUUACUUCAACAGUCUGCAUCUGGGUCUUACCUUGAUCCCUGAUAUGGUGCUAAUAUAAAUUGGUGAUGUCCAUCAAAUGUCUUUAACGAUAGCUACCGGUAACAGUAUCCAGCCAGACAUGCAUCUAUCUGUUUACGUUUUUAUACUAAUGAUUAACUGUAACUCUUUGGACUAUAAUAGUAGAUAUCAGACACCGAUUUCACAUUCGUCCCAAAUAUUCCUCAGUGAGGCAAUAACAAAUGUCACUGCCAGACAAAAUCCAUGAUAAAAAGAACUACAACAAUAGGAGUAGGAAAGCAUGGUACUGUACACUAAAAGCCUCAUGUAAAAGAGUUUGCAAAACCUCUUUGAAUUAUUUUCACAUCUGAUGGAUAACCAGCUCAAUAUCAAGUACAGCAUAUUAUGUACACUGUAGAUUGAUGCAUUCUUUUGAAUUUCAUGUGUGUUUUUAUUUGUAUCCCUUCUUGCAUUCCUUAAAUUAUUGUUCUGUAAUGUAACAGAAGGAAGAAAUUGGAUGCCACAUGUACCUUUUUUGAUCCUUUAGACUUCUCCGUGAGAAGACUACUUAACAUCUAUACUGAACAAAAAUAUAAAAGCAACAUACAACAAUUUGAAAGAUUUUACUGAGUUACAGUUCAUAUAAGGAAAUUAGUCAAUUGAAAUAAAUUCAUUAGGCCCUAAUCUA
Salmo salar (Atlantic salmon) is the source of this 2630-nucleotide messenger RNA. It is a transcript of the gene stard4, whose product is annotated as StAR related lipid transfer domain containing 4. Gene Ontology annotation, molecular function: cholesterol binding; cholesterol transfer activity. Gene Ontology annotation, cellular component: cytosol; endoplasmic reticulum. Lineage: Eukaryota; Metazoa; Chordata; Actinopteri; Salmoniformes; Salmonidae. The record is from RefSeq and is a predicted model, not a curated record. Gene Ontology annotation, biological process: intracellular cholesterol transport; cholesterol transport involved in cholesterol storage; cholesterol import.